Molecule: messenger RNA, 1872 nt
Organism: Fundulus heteroclitus (mummichog)
Lineage: Eukaryota; Metazoa; Chordata; Actinopteri; Cyprinodontiformes; Fundulidae
Product: tryptophan 5-hydroxylase 1
Exons: 11
Coding region: 137-1603 (488 amino acids)
Biological process (GO): serotonin biosynthetic process; aromatic amino acid metabolic process
Cellular component (GO): neuron projection
Molecular function (GO): iron ion binding; tryptophan 5-monooxygenase activity
Source: RefSeq, a predicted model, not a curated record
UCAGACUAUCACUGAUCUCUACAGGUGGCGUGUACAGGCAGUAUCCGAUUCAACAUCAGGUCAUUGGCGUGGGGUCUCAGGCUUAGCCCCACCUACUUAAAAGACCUUCACUGAGCUUUCUUAAUACCUCGUAUAAAUGUCUGCUGAUUUGGAGGUGGCAAUGAAAGGCAAGAAGUCAGAAGAAUGGGGGCCAAAUAAAUUAAGGUCAUAUGACUCUGAGAGGAAGGCUGACAAAAAGGUAUCGAGCAAUGGAGGUGACGAAGACCAGGACAAGCAGAGGCUCACAGCCGCAACGCCGAGCACCUCCAGAACCAGAGCCGCAACUAUUAUAUUCACUCUGAAAAAUGAAGUGGGGGGUCUUAUCAAGGCUCUGAAACUUUUCCAGGAGAAGCAUGUCCAUCUGGUUCAUAUAGAGUCUCGAAAGUCCAGGCGGAGAGAUUCAGACUUUGAGAUCUUUAUAAACUGUGAUUCAGAGCAUGAGCAGCUGAAGGAGCUGACUGAGCUGCUGAGGACACACACUGAUAUUGUCGAAAUUACUCCCUUUGACAACUCCUCUCUACUUGAUGACGGUCUGGAUGAUGUUCCCUGGUUCCCUAAAAAGAUUUCUGAUUUGGAUCUGUGCGCCGACAGGGUUUUGAUGUACGGCUCUGAAUUAGAUGCAGAUCACCCGGGGUUUAAGGACCAGAUCUACCGCAAGAGAAGGAAGUAUUUUGCUGACUUGGCCCUGAAGUUCAAACAUGGCAAUCCGAUUCCUCGAAUAGAUUACACUGCAGAGGAGGUGCGCACCUGGGCCGUGGUGUUUAGGGAGCUUAAUAAGCUGUAUCCAAGCCACGCCUGUAAGGAGUACCUGAAGAACCUUCCUCUCCUCACCAAAUACUGUAAAUACAGUGAAAACAACAUCCCUCAGUUGGAGGAUGUGUCACGCUUCCUCAUGGAGCGCUCAGGUUUCAGCAUUCGGCCGGUAGCCGGGUACCUCUCCCCAAGAGACUUUCUGGCUGGGCUGGCUUUCAGGGUGUUCCACUGCACUCAGUACGUCCGUCACAGCUCAGAGCCUCUGUACACACCUGAGCCGGACACGUGCCAUGAGCUGCUGGGCCAUGUCCCUCUGCUGGCCGAACCCAGCUUCGCCCAGUUCUCUCAUGAGCUCGGUUUGGCGUCGCUUGGAGCCUCAGAUGAAGACGUGCAGAAACUUGCCACGUGUUAUUUCUUCACAGUGGAGUUCGGCCUGUGUAAGCAAGACGGAGGGCUGAGAGCCUAUGGAGCGGGACUCCUUUCCUCCGCUAGUGAACUCAAGCAUGCUCUGUCUGGCAAGGCCAGCAUCCUCCCGUUUGAUCCCGAGGUGACCUGCAGCCAGGAGUGCAUGAUAACCACAUUCCAAGAUGCAUACUUUGUUGCUGAAAGUUUUGAGGAAGCCAAGAACAAAAUGAGGGAGUUUGCCAAGACGCUUAAGCGUCCAUUCACAGUGAACUACAACCCCUAUACCCAGAGCGUGGACGUCCUGAGGGACACCUCCAACAUCAACAACAUGGUGAAAGACAUCCGGCAUGAGCUGGACAUUGUUGAAGACGCCCUACGUCGUCUCGGCAAACUCCAGAGAGACUAAAGAGUCCAAAUAGCCUGAUGGAAGUCUGCAGAACUGUUUUACUGAGAUUAUUGAUUGUGCUCUAUGUUUUUGUUUUUUUGCUUGUAGACACAAUGCUGCAUAUGUUCAAAUAGUCCUUUGGUGUUUGUUAAAUUGUAAUUGGGGAUGUAACAGGUGAAUAUGUCUGCAGUUUGGUGAUGUAUUGCUACUAUUAGAGGAUCCAACUUGGGACGAACACAGUUUGUUCGGUUUGGUGUCAUUUUCAGAUUAAAGCUCUGACUUGAACUUCC